Heteronotia binoei (common prickly gecko) is the source of this 2732-nucleotide messenger RNA. RefSeq names its product zinc finger protein 883-like. Bases 297 to 2144 code for a protein of 615 amino acids. Gene Ontology annotation, molecular function: DNA-binding transcription factor activity, RNA polymerase II-specific; RNA polymerase II cis-regulatory region sequence-specific DNA binding. The record is from RefSeq and is a predicted model, not a curated record. NCBI's taxonomy places the organism in Eukaryota, Metazoa, Chordata, Lepidosauria, Squamata, Gekkonidae. Gene Ontology annotation, biological process: regulation of transcription by RNA polymerase II. The transcript is spliced from 7 exons. Gene Ontology annotation, cellular component: PcG protein complex; transcription regulator complex.
GGGUUGUAAAUGAACUACAACGCCCAUGAUCACCUGCUUCCUCAUCCCUGGGAAACGAUUGCUGAUCCUCCGGUUCUCCACUGUUCCCUGUGUUCGCCGUGGCUGAACUUCCUUUUUGGUAACUGCGAAGGGGAUGGGAAGGACCCCCCCACUCCCCAAAACCAACCAACGCAAACCACUGGCGCAGAAAAGUCAAGGGGAAGCGCCAACAGAGGCCUUGUGAGCAUUAAGAAUAUAAAUUUCAUUGGGGAAGGGAAUUUCUUGGAUAUUCAAAGAACCUAAAGCACCUGGCUAUCAUGCAAGAAAAUUAUAGGAAUGUCAGCUCUCAUGCAGGUUUUCAGAUAGUACAGAGGAAAGAUCCAUUCAUGCCUGACUCUCAAGACUGGGAGGAAAAGAAAAAAACAUCAGAUGCUAAAUUAGCAGAGUUUCCUGAUGUGGUGAUUAAGCUGGAAAAAGGGAUAGAUCUGCAGGUUCCGGAUCCUCAGGGUUCCGAGGAGAACAAGAUCUUCCACAACACUUGUUCUGGCUGUCCAGACAAGAUAUUAAAACUGGAACUGAAGGAAGAACCAGAUGACGAAUGGGAGACCUUUCCAAGCUCUUACCCAGACUGUCCAGUCAAGAUAAUAAAAGUGGAAUUAAAGGAAGAACCAGAUGAUGGAUAUGGGACCUUCCCGAGCUCCCACUUGGGAGACUACAGGCAGGUAUGGGAGGACAACCAAGGCCUUUGGUCAGGAAUAGAAGAUGAAAGUAUGUCAGAGACGCUGAGUGAGGGAAGGAAGCUAGUGAACAUAUCCCUCAGGCAGAAGGCACAUCAGGGCAUUCCCUGUGGGGAUGGCAGAGAGGAAGAUUUUAAUGAAACUGGACAAGAGAGAAACCAGGAGUCUGAGGUGGUAAGAAUAUUUGCUGAGUCAGAAAAAAGCUUCAGCUACCAAUCCAGCCACAAUCCAAACAGGAAAAUGAACGCGGGAGGGAAACCAUACAAAUGUUCAGGCUGUGGUGAAAACUUCUGGGAGAAGUCAAUCCUCAGUAUACACGAGAGGACACACAUGGGAGAAAAGCCCUACAAGUGUCCAGACAGUGCGAAAAACUUCAGCUGGAGAUCCAGUUUUACCACACACAAGCAAACCCACACAGGAGAGAAACCUUAUUUGUGUUUGGAGUGUGGGGAAACAUUCAGUCUGAACUCCAGCCUCAUAGCACACCAGGAAGCUCACACUGGAGAGAAACCGUACCAGUGUUUAGACUGUGGGGAAAUCUUCAUCCAACGAUCCCAUCUGAUCCAACAUGAGAAAACUCACAUGGGCAAGAAGACCCACAUAUGUUCUCACUGUGGGAAAAGCUUCAAUAGGAGAUCAUGCCUCCGUAGGCACGAGACAACUCAUACAGGGGAGAAGCCAUACAAAUGCUCAGACUGUGGCAAGAAUUUCCGUCGGAGGUCACAUGUUAAGAAACAUGCAGAAAUCCACAUAAGAGAGAAACUGAAGCUCUUCAGUUAUGAGGCCCCUCCUGUGUGCGAGACGACGCUCACAGGAGAGAAACGAUAUAAUUGCUCACUGUGUGAAAAAACCUUCAACUGGAAAUCACACCUUGUUGCACAUGAGAGAACCCACACUGGGGAAAAACCCUGCCAAUGUUCAGACUGUGGAAAAAGCUUCAACAACAGGUCCCAGCUUGUCAGGCAUGAGAGAACCCAUACUGGGGAGAAGCCUUAUAAAUGCUCAGACUGUGGUAAAUGCUUCGGUCAGAGCUCAGUUCUUGUUGUACACAAACGAAUCCACAGUGGAGAGAAGCCUUAUGUUUGCUCAGACUGUGGAAAGAGCUUCAAUUGUGGGUCACAUCUCCGCAGCCAUCGUAAGACCCACACAGGUGAGAAACCGUAUGAAUGUUCAUACUGUGGGAAGAAGUUUGUGCUCAGCUCACACCUUCAGAAACAUCAGAGAACUCACACCGGUGAGAAACCACACACUUGCCUAGUAUGUGGGAAAAGCUUCACUCUGAGCUCUCAUCUUGUCAGACACAAGAGAAUUCAUACGGGAGAGAGACCAUAUAAAUGCUCAGAGUGUGGGAAGAGUUUCAAUCAGAGUUCCGUCCUCAAGUCUCACAGUAGAACCCACACUCAAGAAAAGACUGUAUCGUUGUACUGACUGUGAGACAAGCUUUAGCUCGUGUGGGCCUUAAACAUCAGAGGAGCCACCCAAAGAAGCUCAUUAGAAAUCAGGGUGAACUUUCAUGUUCUUAGUUCAGUUUUUUAAAAACCUUCCAACAGUAUAUGGUCUUGAGGAAACUGGUUACUUAAGUAGCUCUGUUGAUUUGCUGGGCAUUCAGAAGUAUCUAACUUUCUCAGGGUGGGUCUGUACUGUCCUUAGAAGAGUCUAGUAAAACAGUUUGUAGCUUGUUGUAAAUCAGUGAAUUGUUUUGUACCAUUAAGAUGAAGCCUCGUGGGAAAUGUAGUUUAGGUACCUUUGCAGGUCAUGUGAUGUUACGCUAACUCACUCACUGUCUCAAGUUAGAAGCCUGGAAAAACUCAGCUUUUUGCCCUUUUCCUGUUGGUUUCUGAUCUCUUCAUUGACAAGGAGAUGUGCAAAAGCAAUAUCAUUCUGCUGCAAGAUCUAAGAAAAUAAACUUUACCCUUAUGCAAGACAAUCUGUAUUAUCCAGCCUGCUGACGGAACAUCAGUUCUAACUUAUAGCCUUUUUGCAGUAGAAUAAAAUCAGUUUUUCUUUUUCUAUGCA